Molecule: messenger RNA, 1138 nt
Organism: Raphanus sativus (radish)
Lineage: Eukaryota; Viridiplantae; Streptophyta; Magnoliopsida; Brassicales; Brassicaceae
Exons: 1
Coding region: 89-436 (115 amino acids)
Source: RefSeq, a predicted model, not a curated record
CAAUUAGAUUCUCUUCAUCAUAACACUCAACAACACUCUCGCUAACUCUCUAUCUCUCUCUCCAAUCUCCGACAAGUCCCAUAAAUAAAUGACAUUUUCCCGGCAUAUACCCGACGCCAAGAUCUCCGUCUCAACCACCGUGACUAAGAAGCUCGACGUCCCAAAUCCGCCGCCAAAGUGCUGCAUCACGUGCCUUGCGAGACUCAUCAGAAAAGUGAAGAGUAAGGGGAGGUUGCUGCUGUCGGCAACAGCGUCUCGGAGACAGCAGAGAUCGCUGCAAUGUCGGUAUGAUCCAAUGAGCUAUUCACUGAACUUUGACGGUGGCGCGUGUGGUACACUUGCUGAUGAUGAGGAUUAUUAUUUCCGGUUCUAUGCAUUUUCUUCAAGAUACGUUACUGCUAAUACUAUCAAGAAGAGACCACCUCUUUCCUCGUGACACCCUCUCCACCUCUUUACAUGAAUUCGUGUAAUCUUAUUUGUCAUGUGACUUUUCUUUUUCUUUUUACUAAAAGCUAGUUUUAGUUAAUUUUUUCUUUUUUAGAUAAUUUCCUAUUUGGUGUUUUAGUUCGUACAUUUUAUAAAUCUAAGUUUAUUUUUAUUAAUUAAAGUGUAAUUCUAAUUAUACGUAUUGAAAGAAACUUCAUUACGUUAUAGUUUAUUAGAAUAUCUCCAGAAAUUUAUAGGAAUAUUUAGCAAUUAGAACAAAAAUGAGAGUAAGGGAGAAAACGAAGACGUGGGGAGAACUAGUGGAUUAUGUGUCAACGGCAAGGGCGCCCCGCCCAAGACCCCUCUCUUCCUGGUUCGUUAUGUUUUUCAGGCCACAAUAUAUAUGCUUUGGAGAGAAAGAAACGCUAGGAAACAUGGAGAGAAUCCACGCUCCACUGCAACCAUGUACAGGACCAUUGAGUCAUUGACCGAGCGUUUCGAAAUCGUCUCCUGUCGAUGAAUGAACUAAGAGUUGGACAUUACCAAGACGGCCUCCAACAAUGGUUUGGAGCUGUCUCUAUAGUAUAAGGCUAUGUUGUUUUGUUUUUCUUUUGAGAUAAGAUUUUUGUCAAGAUAGAAAGUCUAAAUUUCAAAGUUUACACAUGAUGUAACACAGUUUAGUUUUCUUUUGAAUCCAAUUUAAUAUUUUAUU